AUGACCGUCUACCCUGAUCUCUACGAAGCCUCGGGGCUGGCCUCUCUUCCCGGUGACGUUGACGGUUACAUCUCUAUUUGCGGUUACGGUUCCCUCCUCUCCGAGAAAAGUGCCAGAUCAACUUUUCCCAAUCUAACUAACUUCCGAACCGCCAGAUUAACCGGAUUCCGCCGUCUCUUCUCGGUUGUAGCACCUGUCUUCUUCACUCAUGGCAUCGCCAACCUUACAACUCAGGAAAUUGCUGGCCUCUCUGUUGAGCCUUGUCAAGAUGAAACAAUUAUAAUUACUGUUUUUGAUAUCAACAAAACUGAGAUUCCAGCUUUUAUUCAAAGAGAGCGUGAAUACAGCUUUUUACCCGUUUUUCCUGAAUCACUAGAUGGGAAGCCCUUUACCAAUCCAGCAGUCCUUUGUGCAUCUUACACUGAUGAGGAAUUCUUUAAAUAUAGAUGCAGUGAAGGAAGGGAAAUAUACUUUAAACAAUAUGGAGAGUACAAUAUCCAUAAAAUUUGGCGGGAUAACGUAUUUCCAUGUCGUGUUUAUCUUCGACACUGUGUUCUGGCUGCAAAAAGUCUCGGCAAUGAAGUUUACAAUAACUUCUUGGACCAUACCUUCAUUGCUGAUCGAAAAACAACAAUACGCCAGUACUUUGAGAAAACAAGCACAGGCAUCAUGGAAGAAGAGCCUCCUGAAUCAUUAAAAACACGUUAUGGUGGUUGA
Messenger RNA from Lathyrus sativus (Indian pea), 717 nucleotides. The record is from the annotation of a GenBank genome assembly. Lineage: Eukaryota; Viridiplantae; Streptophyta; Magnoliopsida; Fabales; Fabaceae.